This is a messenger RNA of Symbiodinium pilosum, 1009 nucleotides long. Lineage: Eukaryota; Dinophyceae; Suessiales; Symbiodiniaceae. The record is from the annotation of a GenBank genome assembly.
GAUUAUGGCUGAGGUUGCAGGGAUCCAGGUGCCUGGCAAGGGAGAGCUUGCUAAGAUUUUCGAACGCGAUGAAACCAUUCGUAGGAGAAUCUUGGAGAAGCCUGACCAGAUCCUGACCCGGUGGGUCUCGCAGAGAGCAACUGGCAUCGCCUCGGUAGCGGCGAUGCGUUUGAACAGCCAAGCCUUGACGCUUCUGGCUGAGCUGUGGACUCGCCACUGCCCUUUCCCGAAAACUGUCCCGGUUGACUUCAUGAGGGAUGAGGUUGCGGAGUUGAGAAUGAAGCUCGGCCUCACAGAGGACAGAAUCGCUGUCCACCUCGAUGGGGCGGGACUGAAGCGCUUGUUCUCCCACGGCAUCCGCCGGUUCGCAAGCGGGUCAGUCAACAGAGAUCAGUGCUUGGAUCAGUUCUACAUGACUUUGAGGGUGGCGUGGACCCUUCCGGAGGAGGAGACAGCCAUCCAAUCCCUUUUGGCCAUUGAGGAUGGUGAGCUGGUGGACUUGGAGGAUGAUGGCUAUGAAGUCAUGGGGGAAAUCACAGCUGACGGUCAUGACGCACAGUGCCAGGAGGACGAAGGAAAGGAGGAGGAGGAAGCUGAGGUGGAUGAUGAGGUUCUUCCAGGGAACCCAGUCGAUGAUGGCGAGGAUUCCCAGCCACCCUUCAUAGACCUGCCCUCUGCGAAGAAGGCGACUGGCGAUGAGGCAACGGAUGCAGCUCUCGUGGAGGAGCAGCAUGAAUCCGAGCCACCAGCUACGAAGACUUCAACGGAGAAGAGCGCUGAUGGCCCGGACACAAGGUCAGUGGAGUCCAACGAGUCUGCUGCAGGGAGCAGUGGCUUGGAUCGCUCUGCCACUUUUUCAGAGCAGCUCGCGGAGAAGAAGAAUCUCCGACGUGCCGCCCCUUUCCAAGGCCCCUCGAAGAAGACGUACGUUGAUGAGCACUUGACCCUUGAUGAGAGGCGGUUGCAUGAACAGAGGGUGGCAGCCUUGGCGGUAGUCAGGCCAGUUUGA